Molecule: messenger RNA, 717 nt
Organism: Exophiala aquamarina CBS 119918
Lineage: Eukaryota; Fungi; Ascomycota; Eurotiomycetes; Chaetothyriales; Herpotrichiellaceae
Exons: 1
Coding region: 1-717 (238 amino acids)
Biological process (GO): regulation of lipid metabolic process
Cellular component (GO): mitochondrion
Source: RefSeq, a predicted model, not a curated record
AUGAGAUGGAGACUAGGACUGUUACAAGAUGCUGCCGCUGUGGAGCGACAAGUAGCCAAAGAAGCUGCUGCGGAGGCUGCCAAAAAACAUAAACACAAUAUUCCUACAGUCAAGACAGAGGCGCAGAUGAAAGCAGAAGAGGAGGCAGCCGCCAAAGCUGCUAAAGAGGCCUCCGAGCCCGCCAAACCACGGCCUCGUCCCAAAAUUAGGCCGCUGUCCGAAGCCAAAGCCAUUGAAUCUGGUGCCACUUUCAUCAGUGAAACCUUUCUGUUCAGUGUGGCGGCCGGCCUUUUAUUGUUCGAAUCCUGGCGUUCGCGGCGGAAGGACGCAAGCAGACGAGAUGAUGUUGCGGAGAGAUUGAAUGAGUUAGAGGAGUCGGAGCAGGCUGCUCGCAGGGCCCUGGUCGAGCUUGAGCGAGAAGUGUUACGUCUACGAGCCAAAGAAAACAACACCAAGACCAAGGGUGUAAGGAUUCUACCGCCGGAAAUUUAUGAGGAGAAGGAGGAGGAAAAGGAGGAGCCUACAGGGAUUUUUGCUCGUAUAAAAGCCUGGGUCUCUUCAGAGCAAGCGGACAGUGAAGCAAAAGAUGCACUGGCAACGAACAAGCCAGGGCCUGCAGAGACAAUAUUGGUUGAGUCUGAUAAAGUGUUGGUGGAAAAGCGAAAGCAGGCAGCAGAGGUGGUGGCAAGUGCCAAUGAACAAGCUACCAAACGGUAA